AAAGUGGCAUCGCUGUGUCUUCGAUGCAGGGACCCCGGAUGUAUAUGGCGUCUGACGAUUGGAAAAACUUAAACUUAAACUUCCAGAUUCGUUUCGUUGAAAGAAAGGGCUGAUUCAGCUCUAAAUCUAAUCUCUUAUAGAUCAUUGCAUUGAUGGUAAUGCAUGCUAGGAAACUACCAAGACUGGAUGAUGGGUAUUUCGAUAAACAUCAAUCCCACCCUUACCAGGCCAGUACCAAAUACGGUAAUUCCAAAGGAAACUAUGAUCGAUACAAUGAUCGGACACGGGACUCUCCCAAUGGCACAGGACUACGUUCAGAUAGUCCAAACUCUUUUGGUGAUAGCCCUAGAGACAGAAGCUAUGUGCACAAAGGAUCUUAUACGCAACGGAUACGGGAUAAAGAAAGAGACAGAGACAACCGUUCCCCUCGUGAAAGAGAGCGACCACGAGAUUCAGAUAGACGCAAUAAUCAUGAUCGGGGAUCUGCCGAGGAAAAACCACAACGAGUCGGUGAUUGGACAGAACACGUCAGUUCGUCCGGCAAGAAAUAUUAUUACAAUUGCAAAUCAGAAGUCUCUCAGUGGGAGAAGCCUCGUGACUGGGUUGAUUGGGAAAAGGAAAAAGAACACGAGCGGGACAGGGAGCGUUACCGACGUGAUAGAGAUCGUGAUCGUGAAAGAAAAUAUGAUCGACAGUCUUACUCGUCAUCUCGGAACAGUAGUAGUGGCCCGUCUGAAAGACAUUCCAAUUUUAGUCGUUCUGGUACUAUGUCGAAUAGUAACAAUAACAGUGGCAGUAGUAAUAAUAUAGCGGCAUCUCGUUCGGGAGAGAACCGAGAUAAUCAUAGAACCCAUCAGCCUCAGCCAUCGGUGCCGGAACAGCCGCAGUCCAGAAGACACAGCUAUGAACGACCUAGCCAAGAUAUGGACAUUUCCCCGGCGGAUAGCACGCCGACUUCCGAGGCUUCCGGACCAAAAGUUGCAACCCCUUACACGCCUGAUCCACGGUUAACUCCGACUGCUGGUUCUGCUGCGCCCGUUUCAUUAGCUACCGCACUGCCACGUCUACUCUCCCAUCCACCGACCAGCACUCCCAUACAACUCACAAGACCGUGCUCUCAAACUCCAAAUGCCUCAACCAGUCGGGCACCUAGUUUGAUGUCACCGUUACGGACUGGAUCUUCUUCAAUGCCGACGACUGCGGCGGCUGCUACAUCGACCAGCCUCUCAUCUCUCCAGCAGCUUCUCACCCAGUUAACUCGAUCCUCCGUCUCAGGAACCGCCAUCAGUCCUGCGAUACAGUCCAUGCUCGCAUCGACUCUCGGACAAAUGGGGAAUAUCACUGCUCUAGGUUCGUUACAAAAUUUGGAACACAUGGAGCUUCCGGCACACGAAGUCUUGCAGUCGUUGCAGACAUUGCUCUCGUCUUCACAAAUCGCUGUUCCCGCCUCGAAUGUCGCAACUUUACCAAAGAACAUGAAUUCCCUUGGAGUAUCGUCUUCACACCUGCAGGAUGGCUGCCACGCUCUGUCGACGCCGAUGCCAUUAGAAGGCGAUCCUGCUAACGGCCCUCCCACGCCUACUCAUUCGGAAAGACUCGAAGCAGACUUCCGUCGAGGGAGUCCGGCAACGAGUUUGAGUUCUCUGUCAGCGGCAGCGGCUAGUUUACGGCCGUCCGCUGCAUCCAGUCAUGCGUUGACACCUUCACUAGCAUCCCAUUAUCGACCAGAUUUGAUUUCUCACGUGACUGGAUGGCCGGCGGAGCUAUUAGAGAAACAGGCGACAAAAGUAAGCGAAGAUCUGCAUACGAUUGGCAAUCUUCAUGUAACUAAAGUGUCGGCUGAGCUGAAAAUGGCGAGGUCGUUAGUGCGAGUGGCUGAUAUUCAAGCCACCUUACAGGAGCAACGGUACGCUUCGAAUAGAUGUCUACAACAGAUGAAAGAGCUGGAAGAACUAAAGCCGCCCAAUCAUUUUAUGUCAGAUUGAUUUUUUCUUUUCUCGACGGGAGGAAAAAGUAUCUUGCUCGUCUUUUUUCGUCUUUAAAUCCACCAGAAACACCUUUUUUUUUUUUUUUUUUAUACAUAUAUAUACUCUCGCGAAACCGUUCUGUAUUUCCUCGGUGAAAUCUUUUUCCUUCUAUGGUUUUUUGUUCUCCCCUCUCCAUCGGAGCGAAGCAACACGUCAAAAGACGGCCGUUGCAGGUACGUUGAAUGCAUUGCGACUCAGAAGGAUGUUGGUAUCUCUCAUCAGUAAGAUAACAAAAAAGACGAGCCUGUCAGUGACAGAAGCUGUAUUUAUUCUCGUGUAAAACUGUAGUUUCCAUUGGUCGGGUCUGAAAACAAACAACAACAAAAAAAAAAAAUAAUUAAUUGCCAAUUUUUCCAUUCGCUCCGAAUUAGUUUUGUUUUCUUGGCCUACUCCCUCGUUUGUAUUGUUUCUCACCCGAUUUCUUUAUUUUUUUUUGUCUGUGACGCAGUUUAUAAUUUUCCUCCCUUUUCUGUAUAAAAUAUUUCGCCCUUCCUGGAGAAAAAAAAAACAUAUUUCGUCCGCUUAUUUCGACGUUGAAGUGUGAUGUGCGUGUCGCCCUUAUUGGGUGUUUGAAAAAGACGAAAAAAACAAACAAACAAGACGAUCGGCUCUUAAA
Messenger RNA from Daphnia magna, 2643 nucleotides. It is a transcript of the gene wcy, whose product is annotated as WW domain-containing adapter protein with coiled-coil. Gene Ontology annotation, cellular component: nucleus. Gene Ontology annotation, molecular function: chromatin binding; RNA polymerase II complex binding. Lineage: Eukaryota; Metazoa; Arthropoda; Branchiopoda; Diplostraca; Daphniidae. The transcript is spliced from 9 exons. The coding region runs from base 153 to 1985 and encodes 610 amino acids. The record is from RefSeq and is a predicted model, not a curated record. Gene Ontology annotation, biological process: regulation of autophagy; positive regulation of TORC1 signaling.